AUGUUCUUGGAACCAAGCAGAACUCUACAAUUGCUUAGGAGGCUAAGGGCUUUCUGGUCACUGGGUAUGUCUGUGACGCCUCGUCUAAAACCGGAAGUGGCUUCUUCUUUCAAUGGCAAGCUCAACUUACUUGUAAAUGAUGUUGAGACAAAUAUCAGGAACCCAACUGCUGAGUGCACUCUAAUGAAUAUUCUUCACUCAUGGCUACUAACAUAG
Prunus armeniaca (apricot) is the source of this 216-nucleotide messenger RNA. The record is from the annotation of a GenBank genome assembly. NCBI's taxonomy places the organism in Eukaryota, Viridiplantae, Streptophyta, Magnoliopsida, Rosales, Rosaceae.